This is a messenger RNA of Enhydra lutris kenyoni (northern sea otter), 1074 nucleotides long. RefSeq names its product putative adhesion G protein-coupled receptor E4P. The transcript is spliced from 8 exons. Gene Ontology annotation, biological process: cell surface receptor signaling pathway; adenylate cyclase-activating G protein-coupled receptor signaling pathway. The coding region runs from base 1 to 1074 and encodes 357 amino acids. The record is from RefSeq and is a predicted model, not a curated record. Gene Ontology annotation, molecular function: G protein-coupled receptor activity. Lineage: Eukaryota; Metazoa; Chordata; Mammalia; Carnivora; Mustelidae. Gene Ontology annotation, cellular component: membrane.
AUGACAAAGGAAAAAUUGCAUAAUUUCUACCUGAACUCCAAGGUAGUGAGUGGUACAGUGGGAUCCAGAAAGAACAUCUCACUCUCCGUGCCUGUUAAUUUCACAUUUCAGCAUGAAAAGAUGAAGAGAGAAAAUGAGCUGUCCAUCUGUGUCUACUGGCAAGGGUCGUCUUGGUCUAAUGAAGGCUGUCAAGUUAUUUCUUCAGAUGAAAAUCAAACCCUUUGCAGCUGCAAUCACCUCUCCAGCUUUGCCAUCCUCAUGGCAUCCACCAAAUUAAAGGUGGAUCCUGUGCUGACCAUGAUCACAUACGUGGGGCUGAGUCUCUCUCUGCUGUGCCUCUUCCUGGCAGCCCUCACCUUCCUCCUGUGCCGACCCAUCCAGAACAUCAGCACCUCCCUCCACCUGCAGCUCUCCAUCUGCCUCUUCCUGGCCCACCUGCUCUUCCUCACAGCCAUUGACCGGACAGAGCCCAAGGUGCUGUGCUCCAUCAUCGCUGGAGUGCUGCACUACCUCUACCUGGCCUCCUUCACCUGGAUGCUCCUUGAAGGGCUGCAGCUUUUCCUAACUGUCAAGAACCUCAAAGUGGCCAACUACAUCAGUGCAGGGAAGUUCAAGAGGAGGUUCAUAUAUCCUUUUGGCUACGGGAUCCCAGCUGUGAUUGUAGCUGUGUCUGCAGGGCUUGGACACACCAGUUAUGGAACAGAAACUCACUGCUGGCUCAGCUUCCAUGGAAGAUUUAUUUGGAGCUUCAUGGGACCGGUUUUUGUUAUUAUUUUGAUCAAUUUUUCCUUCUAUCUGACCACCCUAUGCAUUUUAAAAAACCAGCUUAGCUCCCUCAAUAAUGAAUUACCCAGGAUGCACAACACAAGGAUGCUGGCAUUCAAAGCCAUUGCUCAGCUUUUCAUUUUGGGCUGUUCUUGGGGCCUUGGCUUCUUUCUGGUGGAAGGAGUACUGACCCCCAUCAGGUCGGUAGUGGCCUAUUCCUUCACCAUCAUCAAUGUUCUACAGGGCGUCUACAUCUACCUGGUCUACUGCCUUCUCAAUCACAAGUCAUUUGAACCUGCACUGAAGUAG